Messenger RNA from Sinocyclocheilus grahami, 2747 nucleotides. RefSeq names its product nuclear receptor subfamily 1 group D member 2-like. Gene Ontology annotation, biological process: cell differentiation; positive regulation of transcription by RNA polymerase II; hormone-mediated signaling pathway. The transcript has 9 exons. Gene Ontology annotation, molecular function: RNA polymerase II cis-regulatory region sequence-specific DNA binding; zinc ion binding; nuclear receptor activity. NCBI's taxonomy places the organism in Eukaryota, Metazoa, Chordata, Actinopteri, Cypriniformes, Cyprinidae. The record is from RefSeq and is a predicted model, not a curated record. The coding region runs from base 722 to 2539 and encodes 605 amino acids.
AUGGCUCCAAGCCUAUCAGUCACGCGUGCUGUAGAGAGGAGGAUCUCGAGCAAUAAAGCUUUGGAGGGAAGUAAGUAAACAGCAGUCACGGUGCGCUCCUCCUCCUCUACAUGUGCUUCCCCCCACGGCUCUCCUCCCCCUCAUCAGAGUGGUGCUCAUUUGCAUAAAAUGUGUGUCAGUAGGGCACAGCUCACAUGCAGCUCGCGCAUGCAGCAGGCAUUCCAAUAGCAAAUGAGUCCACGCGCCGUCAUCUGCCACUGAGAGCAGAGAGGAGGAGGAGGCAGGAGGAAGGGACAGCAGCUCUAUUACAGCAGCGUGACUGGGAAGGGAAGAAAGAGGGCGUGUGAACACAGUUCUUGCCAUACAAUAACACAAACUAUUUAAAGGGCAAAGAAAGGAGGGGGGACUAGUGGGGGAAAAGCUCAGUCACAUUUUUAAGACACCUGGAAACGUGUUCGGCAUUUACUUGUGUGAUGCUUGUGCACGUCUCAAACUAGUUACGCAGCUCUGCCUUGGAGAACGACCUUUUGAAGGAAAGCACUACUGUAAUGUACACGAUACAAUCUUUAAGGACAUCUUUCAAAGAGUGAGGACGGCACAUUGCCCUGCUUACCUGAAGGACAUCUGGCAUUAGAGUGUCGGCUUCUUUCUCGAGACAUUUCCUAACAGACUUCUUGAAGUUCUCACCUGUGUGGACGGAAUUUGAAACUCGCUGAAAAUUAUGGACCCGACUCAGAUACUUGCAUUUCCUUCAUCAGCAUCAGGAACAGACACCAUGGACGGCAGUCCAGGGGGAGGAGUGAUUCUCUAUGCAGGCUCAACAGGAAGCGCCAGCCCCUGCCCCAGCCUCAGCCCCAGCCCAGGAAGCCCAUCCAGUGGAUACCAGACCCAGUCUCCCAGCUCCCAACUCUCUCAACCCUCGUCUCCGGAGGAGGUCUCUUUCACUGAGCUCGGCACCCUUAGAAAACAUUCAGCUGGAAGCAAUGUCAGUUCUACAGGGGGCAACAAACUGGUUUUCCAAUUUCCAGAAGUAAGCAGUGCUACCACUGUCAACCCCGUUACCCCGACUGUAACAUCAUCAGGGCAAAACACCUAUUCUCACCCAAUGGUCGGCAGGCGACCAAGUGGGUUCACGGGUACCUUUACCAAAACAGGAGGUAUGGUGUUGCUUUGCAAAGUAUGUGGGGAUAUUGCAUCAGGAUUUCACUAUGGUGUCCAUGCAUGUGAGGGAUGCAAGGGUUUCUUCCGCCGCAGUAUCCAGCAGAACAUCCAUUAUAAGAUGUGUGUGAAGAAUGAAAACUGUCUGAUCAUGAGGAUGAACCGCAAUCGCUGUCAGCACUGUCGAUUUAAGAAGUGCCUCUCUGUCGGCAUGUCCAGAGAUGCUGUGCGAUUUGGACGCAUCCCAAAGCGCGAGAAACAACGCCUACUGGACGAAAUGCAGAGUUACAUGAACAGCCUUAAUGAAUCAGCUUCCAUGGACAUCAACUGUACUACACCCACCGAGACUCCUUCCAGCCCUGAAGGUGGCCAGUCAGAAGAGGCCAUUGGCGCUGCCUCACAAGCUUAUCGCAAUAUCUUUGUGAAUGGGGAGAAGUUGUUAGUAAAGAUUAAUAACGAAAACAACAACAGUAACAACAGUCCUUCUUCCUUCCGUCAUAAUCCAAUACAAGAGUCCGGCUACAGCCAGUCUCACUCUCAGCCAAGCAUCUCACCCCAAGAACAUUCCAUCCAUUCCACAACAAGCUGUCUACACCGAUCCAGAUGCCCGGUCACCAAUUACGACAACAAACCAAAAACACAAGUUAUGGACAGUCAGUAUAACUUCCCACAGUCCUCAAGUCCCAACCAGGGAACUACACCUUCUCAAAGCUAUCCAUUGAAGCACAACAAUUAUUCCACUCAAACAUCUUGUCCUUGGAGACGGAGCCCUGGUGCUAAAGUUCUGGCAUGUCCUCUCAAUGCAUGUCCCGUCUCCCCGGCCAGUCACUCCAGUCAACAGGUUUGGGAGAGUUUUUCCCAGUGCUUCACUCCAGCUGUUAAAGAAGUGGUUGAAUUUGCCAAGAGCAUUCCAGGGUUUCAGGCCCUGAGUCAACAUGAUCAGGUCAUGCUGCUGAAGGCAGGAACCUUUCAGGUUCUAAUGGUGAGGUUCUGCUCGCUGUUUGAUGCCAAGGAACGUACUGUAACAUUCCUAAAUGGUCAGACCUACCCAUUAGCAUCCUUGCGAGUGCUAGGCAUGGGUGGCCUUCUGGACGCCAUGUUUGAGUUCAGUGAGAAGCUGGGGAACAUGGGUCUGGAGGCUGAUGAGAUGGCCCUCUUCAUGGCUGUGGUGCUGGUUUCUGCAGAUCGUUCAGGUAUCUCAGAUGUGGGGGCCGUAGAGCAGCUCCAGGAGGAUUUGAUCGCCGCUCUUCGCACUCUCAUCACUCGGCGAAGGCCAGAGGACAGCUCACUCUUCCCCAAACUCCUGCUGCGGCUGCCUGACCUCCGUACCCUCAACAACCAGCACUCCGAGAAACUCCUAGCCUUCCAUAUUGACCCCUGAGAACAGAAAGAGACAAUCACCAGACCUACCCAAGUCUACACAUUGAUGAUAAGUGGUCAAAAAUAGAUUCAGGGUGCUCUUCCUGUACAAAAAAAAUCCAUGCAUAAUUCAGGAUAAACAUUUGAUUUUUGACUAGCACUUACACAAACACCUGAGACUUGCUCCACCACAAGAUACAACUGAACUUGAGCUUUUCCAAUUAAAAAAA